UCGUCUCCUCCGCUUCCGAGGAUUUGAUCUCCUCCCAUGGCGAAACCCUAGCUCGCCUAGGGUUCCCGCGCGCCCUCGACGAUCCCACCGUCCGUUCCCCUUCCCCCCCCCCCCCCUCCGGUGGCUGCGGUUAACGCCACCGCCGAUUCCCUCCUCGGCCUCUACUUCGUAAUCCCCGAUCUCUUCUCCCCUGCCCUUUUGUUUUGAAUCGAGGCGCGUUGCUCUGGUUAAACGGUGAGUGAUUGUGUAUUUUGAGUAAAGUUUGAUGUUUCGAUCGUCUCUUUUUCUCAAGAAUCGCAAUGUCGAUUGAUCCGAGCGGUUGAGAUCAUUGUUUUCCAUGCCCUAAUUUAGUGGCAAGUUCCUGGGUUUUGGUUGCAAUGGGUGAUUGCGGGAUUCAUAUUAUGCCUAAGCGAAAAAAAACUUUGGUUUCUUGGAGAUUCCAAGAUGAUUAUGUUCGGCUGCCGAGAAAAACCCUAGGUUCGGAGAUCGAUGAUCCGUCGGACAUAGAGAGAGGAAAGGAAUUGUGUGAAGAUGGAGGAGAUACGAAAGAUCGGAAGGAUGUGAAGUGCAGAAUUCAAGUCGUGAUUAUGUCCAAACGCCGCAAAACGUUAGUUUCGUGGCGGUUCCAACGAUGUUACAAGAGACUGUUUUCAAAAGCCUUCAAUUUGGAGACCGAAUCAGUUGGAUCUUUAAAGAACCGCAAUACUAGUGUUCAAUUUAGUUCUAGAAUGGACGGAAUUGCGCCUAAUUUGGGCAAUGGGGAACCUCCUACAUCUGCAAAUUGCCAAUCAACUCCCGUCGGAGGAGAACAAGUUCUGAGAAGAUAUCCUUCACGUGUGAGAGUUUCGGCAGAAUGCAAUGUUUCUAGUGGGAUGGCGAAUGGUCCAGCGGAAGUAGCUAGUGGACAAGAUUCGGCAAAGACAAGAACUGCGGGCGAGCCAGUUACUUUUAAAGACAACAUAAUUGAUGAGAUUGCUACCAGAAAAAGCGUUAGGGAAUCCUUACGUGAGUUCCAAAAGAUUUACAGGAAGCUUUUGGAGGAGGAGGAGGAGGAUUCGAAGUCAAAGCAAACCAGGAUAGGUACUGCGCCUGAUAUGGUGGCAUUCAAACUCUUUAGGGAGAGGAGUAAUGGGCUGCAUGAUGAUAGGAAGUAUGUGGGUAAAGUGCCUGGGGUUCAUAUCGGAGAUGUCUUUCAUUUAAGAGUCGAGCUUUGUGUUGUUGGUCUUCACCGGCAACACCGGGUUGGUAUUGAUUACUUAAAUCAGGGUGGUAAACUUUUAGCUGUUAGUAUCGUCUCCUACAUGCAGUGUUCUGGCAGCAAGAAUGAUUUUGACAUCUUGAUAUAUUCAGGAUCUGUAAUUGCCACAAAUAAUCAGAAAUUAGAAGGCGGUAACCUUGCAUUGAAAAGAAGCAUGGAAACAGGAACGCCUGUACGAGUUAUUUAUGGUUUCAUUAGACACCAAUCUGACAAAUAUCGAGAAACCAAAACCAAGAAGCUUGCAACAUAUAUUUACGGUGGGCAGUAUUUAGUCGAGAAGUACUGGAUGGAGAAGAAAGAUGAAAUUUGCAUGGUUUGCAAGUUUCGGUUGAGAAGGAUUUCCGGGCAGGCGAAACUUGAUAUCCAGGAAAUCUUAAAAUCGAGAAGGUCCGAAACAUUCUCGGGUCUCUAUAUAGAUGAUAUUUCUCAAGGGAAAGAGAAGGUACCCAUUUCUGCAGUUAAUGCUAUUGAUGACGAGUAUCUGGUGCCCUUUAAUUACAAUUCAAAGAUUCAAUACCCUCUGCUGCAUAAGCCAACUCCUCCUAGUGGUUGUGAUUGUACUGAUGGAUGCUCCGAUUCUGAGAAGUGUGCAUGUGCCGUCAAAAAUGGAGGGGAGAUACCUUUCAAUAACAAUGGUGCUGUUGUCGAAGCAAAACCUCUCAUCUAUGAGUGUGGACCUUCUUGCAAAUGCCCGCCAACUUGUCAUAAUAGAGUCAGCCAACAUGGCAUCAAAUUUCCGCUGCAGGUCUUCAAGACUAAAUUAAUGGGUUGGGGAGUGAGAUCCCUUACAUUUAUCCCAUCAGGAAGCUAUGUGUGCGAAUAUGUGGGAGACCUCCUUGAAGAUGAAGAAGCUCAGAAAAAGACAAAUGAUGAUUAUUUGUUUGCUAUUGGAAAUAACUAUUAUGACGAAUCUCUUUGGGAGGGCCUUUCGUCGUCUAUUCCCUCCUUGCAAAAGGGUGCGCACCGCGAAGGCGAGGAGGGCGGUUUCGCUGUUGAUGCUUCUGAGUGCGGCAAUGUCGGGAGGUUUAUCAACCACAGCUGUACUCCAAACCUUUAUGCGCAAAAUCUCCUCUACGAUCACGAUGAUAUGAGCAUGCCUCACAUUAUGUUUUUUGCUUCGGAGAAUAUUCCACCACUAGUAGAGCUGACUUACCACUACAACUACACAGUAGAUCAGGUUUAUGACUCCAAUGGCAACAUAAAGAGAAAAAAUUGCUAUUGUGGCUCUAUUGAGUGUACUGGUAGGUUGUACUAACAACUGUUUUUUCAGGUGUUAUUUCACUGGAGUUAGUUUCCAUUUUCCAAAAGCAUUCUCUGUCAAGCUCUUCUCUAGUUAGUCUUGGAACUUGCUUUGGUAUAAGCCUGAAGAAAUCAAAUAAAGAACAAUUCCUAUGAACUUUUAUGUU
Ananas comosus (pineapple) is the source of this 2664-nucleotide messenger RNA. RefSeq names its product histone-lysine N-methyltransferase, H3 lysine-9 specific SUVH6-like. NCBI's taxonomy places the organism in Eukaryota, Viridiplantae, Streptophyta, Magnoliopsida, Poales, Bromeliaceae. Gene Ontology annotation, cellular component: nucleus. The transcript has 2 exons. Bases 378 to 2513 code for a protein of 711 amino acids. The record is from RefSeq and is a predicted model, not a curated record. Gene Ontology annotation, molecular function: histone methyltransferase activity; protein binding; zinc ion binding.